Triticum turgidum subsp. durum (durum wheat) is the source of this 462-nucleotide messenger RNA. NCBI's taxonomy places the organism in Eukaryota, Viridiplantae, Streptophyta, Magnoliopsida, Poales, Poaceae. The record is from the annotation of a GenBank genome assembly.
AUGAAUAGUCACUCGAUCAUGGCGGUGCCGUCGGUGUUCGCCGCCUUCGACGAGGACGGCGACGGCAAGGUGUCCGCCUCCGAGCUGCGGCGCUGCAUGGAGGCCACGCUGGGCGACGGCGUGUCCGAGAAGGAGGCGGCCGCGGUCCUCGCGGCGGUGGACGCGGACGGCGAUGGGCUGCUAAACCAAGAAGAGUUCUCGAGGCUGACAGCCGGCGCCGGCAUCCAUGAAGAGGAGGACGAUGCAGACCCGAAGCGAAGGUGCCUGAGGGAGGCGUUCGGGAUGUACGCGUCGUCGCCCACGGAAGACACGAUUACGCCGGCGAGCCUGAGGCGGACGCUGAGCAGGCUGGGGUCGCACGAGCUGGGCGUGGAGGAGUGCCAGGCAAUGAUCUGCAGGUUCGACCUCGAUGGCGAUGGCAAACUCUCGUUCGACGAGUUCCGGGUCAUGAUGAUGGCAUGA